AGGUGCGGAGGAGCCAGAAUUGGUCCAGAGGUGCUGGGGCCUAUUUAAGCCGUGAAAUGUGACUUCUCACAUGAUUCCAGCAUGAUCGAGAUAUCUGCUCAGCCCCGGGGCUCCCCUGCCUCUGCUCCCACCCCGUUGCUUGUGCGGGCCUCUUGCUGACCAGGCCUGGGAAAAAAGCAGCAGGAUGAAAUUCAAACACAGGCUGGAAGCAAUGCGAGGCAGGCUCUUUGGGCGCCCUGGUGCCGGUGAGCAGAAGGUUUCCCUUGGGGAGGUGACGGUGGAAGAGGAUGAGAGCAGCUGCUUGCUACCCAAGAGCCCCAGGCUGGGCAGGCUGUUCCCCGUGUCCCACCUCCGCGAUGUCCUGUCCUUCUCUGCUGAAGACCCAGACACUGAUGACACGUGUCUGGGGAAAUGGCAGUGUCUUGAGCCACCCCUGGGCACCUGCAGCUCCUGUGUCCGGUACGUGGCCUUCAGCUGGAACCUCCUGUUCUCCAUCCUGGGCUUGCUGACCCUGGCGGUCGGGAUCUGGGGGCUCCUGGACAAGGAGUCGCUGCUGGGCGAGCGUGUCGGGCUCCUGGGCACGGACCCCAUGCUCUUCCUGGCCCUAGUGGGGCUGGCGGUCAGCACGCUGUCCCUGGCGGGCUGUGCGGGGGCCCUCUACGCCAACGUCUGCCUCCUCAAGUUCUUCACUGGGGGCAUCCUCACCUUCAUGGCCAUGGAGCUCCUGGGCGGGCUGCUGCUGUACGCCCUGAGGCACCGGAUCAAGGACUCGCUGCGGGACACCAUGCUGCUGGCCGUGCUGCGGUAUCAGGAUGACCUGGACCUGCGGUUCCUCAUGGAUGAAAUCCAGAUGGGUUUGCAGUGCUGCGGGGUGGAGUCCUACCGGGAUUGGGAGACCAACCUGUAUUUUAACUGCAGCUCUCCCGGCGUCCAAGCCUGCGGCGUUCCAGCUUCCUGCUGCCUGGAGCUUCUGGGAAACGGGACCAUCGCCAACUCGCAGUGCGGCUUCGGGGCCCUGGGCACGGCGGCCUCCGUGGCUGGAGGCACCAUCUUCCUUGGGGGUUGCCUGCCCCAGGUGACACAGUGGCUCAACAGCCACGUGGGGGUGAUCGGAUCCUACUUUGCCUGCCUGCUGGCCGUGGAGGUUGGAAGCUUGUUGCUGGCCACCAAGUUGCUGGUGGAUGUGGCUCUCGCUCAUGCGGCGAUCCAGACGACCCGCGGCACAAGCCCGGAUCCUGGACUCACGGGGGAGAUGGGAACUUGACUAGCUCUGCACAAGCUGACGCUGAACCUGAGGAUCUUCAAGCCUUACCUACCCCGAAUGCUCUGGGGUAUGAGCCUUGCUCUCUGGAUAAUUGCAGAGAAUGGCCUUUUAGCCUGUUGUGUGGAAGGGGGCUUUGCUCUGCUUGCACAGCUCCUCCGCUUUCUGAAUAAACCUAUGGACUGAU
Molecule: messenger RNA, 1448 nt
Organism: Alligator mississippiensis (American alligator)
Lineage: Eukaryota; Metazoa; Chordata; Crocodylia; Alligatoridae
Gene: TSPAN10
Product: tetraspanin 10
Exons: 3
Coding region: 185-1264 (359 amino acids)
Cellular component (GO): membrane
Source: RefSeq, a predicted model, not a curated record